CUCACUAUAAUAUUUUACUAUUUGAAACGAAUAAAUAAAAUAAAAUAAAAAGCGAUGGGUGAGUUCAUUUUUGUUUUAUAUCCUUAAAAUCGAUGAGGCCCCACAUUUAAUUCCUCUCUCUCUAUCCCUUUCUUCCUGCCCCUUAAAAACAACCAUUUCAUCAGCUCAUCCAAAUCCCAUAUUGCCAUGGGCGUCGUCGACAUGACUAACCCACCCACCAAAGAUUUCUUUGCUUCUCCCGCUCUCUCCCUUAGCCUUGCCGGGAUAUUCCGGGAUGCCGGUGCUACGGCGGCAGCUGCAACUGCGAGUGCGAGUAUGGAGGUGGAGGAAGGAGAUGAAGGAAGCGGAGGAGGAGGAGGAUCAGGUAGUAAGAAAGAUGACACUGUAGAAAUCAGUAGCGAAAACUCGGGCCCUGCAAGAUCAAGAUCCGAGGAUGACUUGCUAGAUCACGACGAUGACGAGGAUGACGCCGAUAAGUCCAAAAAGAAGAAGAGAAAGAAGUAUCAUCGUCACACCGCCGACCAAAUCAGAGAAAUGGAAGCGCUGUUUAAGGAAUCACCCCAUCCAGAUGAGAAGCAAAGGCAGCAAUUGAGUAAACAAUUAGGCCUUGCUCCAAGACAAGUCAAGUUCUGGUUUCAAAAUCGUCGAACACAAAUCAAAGCUAUACAAGAGCGCCAUGAAAAUUCGUUGUUGAAGCAAGAGCUGGAGAAGCUCCGAGACGAAAACAAAGCCAUGAGGGAGACUAUAAAUAAAGCGUGUUGCCUCAACUGUGGCAUGGCUACCACUGCCAAAGAUGGCUCCAUUACAGCUGAAGAACAACAACUACGAAUCGAGAAUGCCAAACUCAAAGCCGAGGUAGAAAAACUGAGAACAGUAAUAGGAAAAUACCCUCCGGGUGCAUCAACGACUGGUUCAUGUUCAUCUGGAAAUGACCAAGAAAACAGGAGUUCAUUGGAUUUUUACACUGGGAUUUUUGGACUUGAAAAGUCGAGAAUCAUGGAGAUUGUAAACCAAGCCAUGGAAGAGUUGCAAAAGAUGGCUACGGCUGGUGAACCGCUGUGGGUUCGAAGCGUUGAGACGGGUCGGGAGAUACUUAACUACGAUGAGUACGUCAAAGAGUUCUCUGUUGAAAGUUCAAGCAAUGGGAGGCCAAAAAGAUCCAUUGAAGCCUCUAGAGAGACUGGGGUUGUUUUUCUUGAUCUCCCGAGGCUGGUACAAAGCUUCAUGGAUGCGAAUCAAUGGAAGGAAAUGUUCCCAUGCAUAAUCUCAAAGGCUGCUACUGUUGAUGUGAUUUGCCAUGGGGAAGCUCCGAAUAAAAAUGGUGCUGUACAGUUGAUGUUUGCUGAGCUGCAAAUGCUCACACCCUUGGUGCCUACCAGAGAAGUGUACUUUGUCCGGUACUGCAAGCAAUUGAGUGCUGAACAAUGGGCAAUUGUCGACGUUUCUAUUGACAAAGUUGAAGAAAAUAUCGAUGCAUCCUUAGUGAAAUGCAGAAAACGUCCAUCAGGUUGCAUCAUCCAGGAUACAACCAAUGGCCAUUGUAAGGUGAUUUGGGUGGAACACCUUGAGUGCCAGAAAAACACUGUUCACACGUUGUACCGUACCAUUGUUCGCAGUGGACUAGCAUUUGGUGCAAGGCAUUGGAUGGCAACAUUACAACAUCAGUGUGAAAGGCUCGUUUUCUUCAUGGCAACCAAUGUUCCUACCAAGGAUUCAACUGGUGUUGCAACAUUGGCUGGGAGGAAGAGUAUUUUGAAAUUGGCCCAGAGAAUGACAUGGAGCUUUUGUCAUUCAAUUGGAGCAUCAAGUUAUCAUACCUGGAAUAAAGUCUCUACAAAAACAGGGGAAGACAUUAGAGUAUCUUCCAGGAAAAACUUAAAUGACCCCGGUGAGCCACAUGGGGUCAUCGUCUGUGCUGUUUCUUCCGUUUGUUUGCCUGUCUCUCCGACUCUUUUAUUUGAUUUCUUGAGAGACGAAUCUCGUCGCAGUGAGUGGGAUAUCAUGUCAAACGGAGGUCCUGUACAAUCCAUUGCAAACUUGGCCAAAGGAAAGGAUCGGGGAAAUGCAGUAACAAUUCAAGUAAGUUCUUUAGGGUGUUUCUUUACCCUGUUAACCGUAUACAACAUUCUGAACAGAAUCAUGUUUUCUGUUCAGGCAAUGAAGUCAAAAGAGAAUAGCAUGUGGAUACUCCAAGAUAGUUGCACUAAUGCUUUUGAAUCCAUGGUGGUCUUUGCUCAUGUGGAUGUAACUGGAAUACAAUCAGUGAUCACAGGAUGUGACUCUAGCAACAUGGCCAUAUUACCUUCAGGCUUCUCCAUUCUUCCCGACGGACUCGAGUCAAGGCCAUUAGUGAUUUCUUCUAGGCACGAGAAAAGCAAUGAUACCGAAGGAGGAUCAUUGCUUACUGUAGCUUUCCAAAUCCUAACAAACAGCUCCCCGACUGCCAAACUAACCAUGGAAUCUGUGGAAUCUGUCAACACAAUAGUAUCUUGCACAUUGCGAAACAUUAAGACAAGCUUGCAAUGUGAAGAUGGGUGAUCAAAUACCCUUCUUGAUUAGAUGGUUUGGACACCAGGCAUGUUUUGGAGGGCAAGCUGGAUUCAGAGAGUUUGGAUUUAAAAAUCAUUUUAGAUGUAGGAGAGUGAAAUAUUCUCAUGUAUAGAAUUACUAUUCAUUGAUGCAAUAUUGUGGUUGUCUUGAUUACUUUACCAACUUAUAUAGGCCCUAAAGGACGUUGAUUUAUCCACUGUUUUUUAAAGGAAUUUAAGGUUUUUACACUGCUAAAA
Messenger RNA from Gossypium arboreum, 2786 nucleotides. RefSeq names its product homeobox-leucine zipper protein GLABRA 2. The record is from RefSeq and is a predicted model, not a curated record. Gene Ontology annotation, molecular function: DNA-binding transcription factor activity, RNA polymerase II-specific; DNA binding; lipid binding. Bases 187 to 2538 code for a protein of 783 amino acids. Lineage: Eukaryota; Viridiplantae; Streptophyta; Magnoliopsida; Malvales; Malvaceae. The transcript is spliced from 11 exons. Gene Ontology annotation, biological process: regulation of DNA-templated transcription.